This is a messenger RNA of Cooperia oncophora, 468 nucleotides long. NCBI's taxonomy places the organism in Eukaryota, Metazoa, Nematoda, Chromadorea, Rhabditida, Trichostrongylidae. The record is from the annotation of a GenBank genome assembly.
AUGGUGCGAAAGAGCCAAGACGAUAGAGCCAUUUUGCUCGCUAUUGGAGGCAACAAUCGUCGAACUGCAUCGAUUCGAGCAAAAGGUUACUCGACGCUUUUCGUGCUGCUCAAGGAGGACCUGAACGACGUCAUCAAAUACUACCCACAGGCUCAAAUUCUUCUCAAGAAAAGGGCUGCACAAAUGCUGAAAAACGAUAAGAAGACAGAGACGACAACCGUGGAGGAACGCGGUCUACAAGAGACUUGCAAGCUUUCACUAGGUCUUGCAACUCCUCGUAUGCUACGUGUUGUCGCUGAAGUGUUGAGUCCAGAUAAGAGCUCGACAGACAAAAAACGGCGUCAUUCAAUGUAUCCCUGGUCAACCAUACAUCGCGACGACCUUUCCGAUGAUUCGGCAUUUGAAGGAGGCUCGGAAGACGAUGAGAGUAUUCUGGACAACGAUGAGGCGCAGGAAGAGCCCCAGUAG